ACAUCUGUGUUGAGAGUAGACGGUCUGUUCAGUCCGAGCCGCAGCCUGUUAAGCAUCCGAAACGCGUACUCUUACGUCACACUAUUUACGUCACAAUAUUUAUAUUUUCACGCAUGCUAAAACAUUCAAACCUGAAGAUUUGAAUAUCCCAGCCCGCAAACGAACCGUUAAACGUGUACACGCGCUGGCCUUUCACGAUAGGACUACAUCUCCCAGUACAAUGAAAGGCCGAGUAAUCGAGUGCUGAGGUCAUCGCUCCGCUCAUUUCGCCUACUCUCAAAAUUUUCCCAGCAGUUGCAUCCUGUGUACCAGCUCAACAGCUACCAUUAGCAAAUAAGGCAGCUAUAAGUCAUUGUUUUCAGGGAAGAAACGUUUUAACGAUGUCAGAGGCUACUCGUUUUUAUUAAACAAGGACUAACUAAGGGGAUUAUAUUACGGUUUUUCCGCGUUAACGACGCCCGUGGAAGAAAAUAUCCCUAUAGAAAGUCUUUUUUUUUUUUCAUUUCGACCGUGUAGCUGAACGGCUUCUGUCUUGACGAGCGGAAAGCUCCGCUAUUCUUUCUCUCGUACCGCUGGCGGUUGGGACUAAGUCGGUCAGAUGUUGGACAGUAACAAAAAACCUCGGACCUUAAACGAUCUUACGCCGAGUUUUAAAGCGGAGUUGUCGAACUGAAGCGUUUGUUGUGGAAAACGGAGGGUCUAUUUAUAAGAGUUGGAUUCGCACCAAACGGAAGGAGGAGUAGGGGGCGUUUGGAGAAGACCCAGAGGAAAGAAAGGGACGUAGGGGCAGAAGAAAAAAACCUUACUUCCAGUGAUGGCAAACGAGCCGAUCAUCUUGAAUGUUUAUGAUAUGUUCUCUUGUAAACCACCCUGAUGUGAAACCACAGGUGGAUGUGAAAUUUCACCCUGCAGACGCUGUGCCUGGAGGCUGCAUGUACAUGUCUGGCUUUAGGAAUAAGACAGAGGUCAGACUUGAGUCAUUAUGUUGUCACCAUGCAGAGGUUGAGUCAGAGUGAUUGGUACUGGAUCAAUGAGUUCACCAGCUCUCUGGGCAUCGGGGUGUUUCACUCAGGGAUCGAGGUCUACGGCCGAGAGUUUGCCUACGGCGGACACCCCUACCCGUUCUCAGGGAUCUUUGAGAUUACACCGGGGGAUGCAACUGAACUGGGCGACACCUUUAAGUUCAAAGAAGCCAUCGUCCUGGGCAGCACCGACUUCACAGAGGAGGACGUGGAGAAGAUCGUGGAGGAGAUGGGGAAGGAGUACAAAGGCAACGCCUACCACCUCAUGCACAAGAACUGCAACCACUUCUCCUCAGCACUGUCAGAGAUCCUGUGUGGCAGGGAGAUCCCCCGAUGGGUCAACCGUCUGGCCUACUUCAGCUCCUGCGUGGCAUUCCUCCAGAGCUGCCUGCCCAAAGAGUGGCUAACUCCGGCUGCCCUGCAGUCCAGCGUCAGCCAGGAGCUCCACGGGGGGGCGGGGGAGCUGGAGGAGGCCGAGGACGCCGCCACCGCCUGCCUGUCUCCCUGCUCACCCUCGCCUCCCUCCUCCAGCCCGUCCACCGCUUUUCCGCAUCAUUCCCGCUACCAGCCGCGUAGGUAGGGGAUGCCGGUAAUUCCAGCUGGCAAACGCAGACCUGGACAAAAGGUUGGGAAACAGAAAAGCCGGCGCGCAGCGGCUGUGGAGUCAGCCUGCCUCUGAGCAAGGCACUGAACAGCAUCAUCCAAAUCUGGGCAACGACCAGGAGAAACUGGAAUGGCUCAUCAACGUCUGCCACUGACAAAGGCAGAGCCCCGCCCACAUCCUGCCUCCCCACUCAGGAUGAAGGCAGGGUCACUGUUUAACCAAAGUAAAAAAAGAACCUGCAGUCCCGGCCAUGUCCAGAAGAUGGAGCCCAAACUGAUGACUCCGCCUUAAGAACUUCCUGUUUCCCAGCAUUUCCCCGUCUUGUGUACUUGUUUAACAAACUGUAUGACUUUGAAGUACAGUAUUUUUUCCGCGGUUAUCUUCGUUUGGACCUACGUCAGAUGCCACUGCGGAGAUGGAGUGACAUCACGUCUCAGUGCUAGCUGUAGCUGACCUUCGGCUGCUAAAUGUCCUGCAGCAGCUCCAGUGGAGACAUUUCCAGAUGGUUUCAGUUGGUUGAGUUCAGAACUCUGAAUACGUUUGACUCUAAGUACUGUGUCUGCUCAGAACCUCAGGUUUGUGUUUGUUUUCUCUCGGCAAAAGACGGAUGUCAGUCGACGCUACUGUGAAAGUAAGAUUUCUUACCAUUUUUUUUUUUUUUUUGUCCAAACAUUGGGUUCAGUUCAGUGAAAGUUUACAGUCAAACUCUGGAGACUGUACAGUAUGUACUGUAGGUAGUACUACUCAAUCCACAAGAAAUACUUCUAGAUCAGCCACACUUUACACCCCCUCAUGGAACAUCAGUAAAACUGCAUUGACAGUUUUAUUCAGUUUCGCCCCCAGGUGGACAAAUGUGGCAUUACAGUGUCCAUAAAUUGUGGUUUUGGAGUCUGUAGUUUUGCUCAGCACCUAUUGAUGCCUCUGUGCCUGCAUUCACGUAGUGCAGUGGACACUGUAGAAAUAAUCUGGGUAAUUCUACAGAAACGACGGGGAAGGCAGUGGCAGAAAGGUCCAAAUAAGUUUGUCUGAGUCUCAGAGUAAGAUAGUGAAGAUUUCUGAACAACUGCUAAGGUUCCUUUGAGCAAGGUACUUCCUGGAAGGCUGUGGUCAUGCUGUGAGGUCUGGUUUGGUGCCACAGGUCUCGAGAACGAGUUAGUGCUAAACGCGGGGGGUUGGACGUUGUCUACAGUUGUGACCUUGAAGAAGAAGGAACACUAGAGGGAGCCCUUUACUCGGGGCUUCACUGGUGUCUCCAGUCUUUGGUUUUGUUCGACCACAGUCGUUGGUGUCCACAUUUUUUUGCAGGAUGAAUGUUGUCGAUCCUCCUCAAAUCUGUUUCAAAGGAGCCCCCGCCCCUUACUUUGGGACCCACUGCCCUUAAAUCACUCGCAUUUGUCCAGAUACGUGGACGUAAAAGUAAAACACAUUCACAGAAAAUCCUGAUCAUUAUCCUGCCAUCGUGACCUUCUUAAAUAUUAACUUUUUUUUAAAGACAAAUUAGUUUGAAGUAAAGAGCGCCCCCUACAAUCAGACUCUGUCACCGCCGUUAACACCCUCGUCUGUGCUGCAGAGACGUUUUCUGAACGUGAACGUGGCGUCGCUCGCAGCCUUUGCUGGAGAACUUUUUGCAGUUGAUUUUUUUUAAUGUUAAUAUUCAGUGAUAUUUCUAUAGACUCUGGCCUUUUUUGUCUGUCUAUGUCUGACCAACUCAGGACUCGGAAAGACUUUGGAAUAUACAUUAGUAUAUUAGUAUGUAUAUAUAUAUGUAUACGUAUAUAUAUAUAUAUACAUGUAUGUAUAUAUAUAUGUAUAUAUGUAUAUAUAUACUUUUAAAGUUCCUUUAAAAGUUUUUAAUCCCAGAUGUGUGGUGUUUUCUGAAGCAGUCGUCACUUUUCUACUCCCCUCUCUUUGAUAGAAACACAUGAGCUUUUGUUUACAACCAGGAUGUUUAUACAUGAGACUGUGCUGCAAUAUUUGUCUGUGUGUGUGCAUGUGUGUGUGAGUGUUUGAAAAGGUCAACAACAAACAGAUUCCAUCGACUUAAAUGUACAAUGUUUCCAGUGAAGAUGAUAAACCUGAAAUUUUAAAUAUUUAAAUUUUUAUUUUAUUUAAAACAUAAAUCCAAUGAAAGACGAAAUUUGUCGUUAACGUAAAUCCGGUCGUCGAACAAAAGGACAGAAAAGAUUUUCUGUGUUUUCAUCGACAAAGACGAUGAUGUGUGAAACCCACUCCCAAAUGCUUUUAAUUCAGAGCAGAGUCAGGGUCAAGAGGUCAUACAUUUAACAUCAUGGGCAGAUUAUCUAUUAACAAAGUAGGUUAAUAGUUAGCCUAAGAUUAAGUAGAAAGGAUGGGUCAAGGUCGCCACCUCAUGGAGAACUUUACAAGAGAACUGUGUUUGACAUAUAAAAGUCUCUGUCACGUCUACAGCUCAUAAUAUUAUGAGAACGUUUAACAAGUCAAGAAGAAAAAUGGUCAGUGUGUGUGAAGGUCAGUGGCAGAAAGUGCUGCUGAAUGUGCAUGACCACCGACAUAACAGAAAAAAAUAAAAGUGAAAACAUAGAAAGUCUUUGUUUUCAGGUUGUCCUUCUGCAAAAAAGUGAAAUUAAAUGACCAAAACACUCAUUUUAUUUUUUAUUUGGGUUUUAAAAAAUGUGUUCCAAUAUUUCUCUGAAUUGACUUUGUCUUUGAAAUUGUUUUUAAUUUAUUUAUCCCUGGCUGCAGUAGACUUCAUUACUUUGUUAUUAAUGCACAACAAUCCAAACAGAAAUAAUUGUUUUAAAUCACAAUGUACAAAAAUGACAUUUCACCAGAAACCAGCAAAGAAGUUUGAUUCAGUGAGAU
Molecule: messenger RNA, 4467 nt
Organism: Cynoglossus semilaevis (tongue sole)
Lineage: Eukaryota; Metazoa; Chordata; Actinopteri; Pleuronectiformes; Cynoglossidae
Gene: desi2
Product: desumoylating isopeptidase 2
Exons: 6
Coding region: 994-1602 (202 amino acids)
Biological process (GO): protein deubiquitination
Molecular function (GO): deubiquitinase activity
Source: RefSeq, a predicted model, not a curated record